Molecule: messenger RNA, 480 nt
Organism: Bradysia coprophila
Lineage: Eukaryota; Metazoa; Arthropoda; Insecta; Diptera; Sciaridae
Source: RefSeq, a predicted model, not a curated record
UAGAGUUCAGGGUUUCUUAGUCUUCAGAAUAAAAAAAACAGUUAAAACGUUAUUCAAAGAUGAAACAAUUCAUAAUCUGUUUAGCAAUUUUAUUUGUUGCAUCGACUGUAUCCGCUGGACCUGGAUGUGCGUGGUCUGGAUGCGGUGAAUUUAAGGGAGCUGCGGACUUACUAAUCGGCAAAUGUAAAAGCGGUUUGGCAGCCGGAAGUGGUCGAACUGAACGACUUAAAGGUAAAAAAUGUGGUUUUCUGAAUUUGGGUGGCAAAGACUUUUGUUGCGAUAGGCAUUGCAAAUACGAAGAGUGUAGCUACAGUUGUGAAGAAUUGGGAAAGACUUCAUGGAAACACGAAAUCGCACCAAUAGAGUGUAAAUAUUUGGUGGAUGGUAGACGAUGGAUUACAUCGACGCAAGAAUUUUGCUGUCCAUAGAAUGAUUUUGGUACGAAUUGUCUCAGAAUUCUAUUUGUUUUUAUAUUAAUUU